AAGGGAAAUGUCAGGAAAGGAAGGAAGAAGGCGAGAAACGCAUAAGAAGAGAUAACUGGAGGCGGAAAGAAGAAAGGCCGAAGGAAAGAGGAAAGACGCAGGGAGGAAGGGAAAAAGAAAGGAAGGAGGCAAAGCAGGAGGAGCACGGAAGGGAGCGAGGCGAGAGGCGGCGGGCUGGCGAUCGUGGGGAGCGUGCGAGGCGUCGGAGCAGCACACGGUGUCGCUGCAGGCUCAGAAACGGCGUGGGAGCGGUGAGGCGGCUCCGCCCCGGUGCGGCGGAGAGCCCGGCUGUGAGCGCGGGGGGGCGGCGCGGGGCGGGCGGGCGAGCCGGUGCGUCCGGGCGGCGGCGGGGAGCCGUGCGGGGCCCGUGCGGGCGGCGGCGGCGAUGGGCGUGUGCUGGGGGCCCGUGGUGCGGGUGCUGGUGCUGCAGGCGGCCUGGGCGCUGGGCGGCGGGCAGGUGCGCUACUCGGUGCCGGAGGAAGCCAAGGCCGGGACGGUGGUGGGCCGGCUGGCGCAGGACCUGGGCCUGGAGGCGGGCGAGCCGGAGGCGCGUCGGCUGCGGCUGGUGGCGCAGGGCCGGCGGGCGAGCGUGGAGGUGAGCGGGGCGAGCGGGGCGCUGGUGGUGAGCUCGCGGCUGGACCGGGAGGAGCUGUGCGGGAAGAGCGCGCCGUGCGCCCUGCGCCUGGAGGUGCUGGUGGAGCGGCCGCUGCGCGUCUUCCACGUGGAGCUGGAGGUGACCGACAUCAACGACAACGCCCCGCUCUUCCCCGCCGCCCGGAAAAACCUCAGUUUAUCGGAGAACUCCCCCCCCGGUUCUCGGUUCCCGCUGGAGGGCGCGUCGGAUGCAGACGUCGGAGCCAACGCGCAGCUCUCCUAUACCCUCAGCCCCAGCGAGCACUUCGGUUUGGAAGUGAAAUCCAAAGACGAAAAUAAAAUUCUCGUAGUCCUUGUAUUAAGGAGACCGCUGGACCGCGAGAUGAUGGCUGAGCACCGUUUGGUGUUGACGGCGAUUGACGGGGGCCGUCCGUCGCUGACGGGCACGAUGGAGCUGGUGAUCUCGGUGCUGGACGCCAACGACAACGCGCCCCAGUUCAACCAGUCGGUGUAUAAAGUACAGCUGCCGGAGAGCGCUGCGCCGGGAACUGUGUUUUUCCAGCUAACAGCGACAGAUAUAGAUGAAGGAAUUAAUCGGGAGAUAUAUUAUUCGUUUAGCGACGCUGUUUCUGGCAAAGUUCAGGACCUUUUCAUAAUUGACAGGAAAUCCGGGGAAAUUCGGACUGCUGGUGACCUGGAUUUCGAGGACGUUCAGUCGUAUGACCUAGAGAUCGAAGCGAGAGACAAAGGUUGGCCCCCGCUGUCAGGUCACUGCAGCGUGGAGCUGGAGGUGCUGGACGUGAACGACAACGCGCCGGAGGUGUGGGUGACGUCGCUGUCGGUGCCGGUGCCGGAGGACGCGGCGGUGGGGACGGUGGUGGCGCUGCUGAGCGUGUCGGACCGGGACUCGGGGGCGAACGGUCGGGUGCGCUGCGCGGUGUGGCCGGCGGCGCCGUUCGGGCUGGUGGCGACGUUCGCGGGCUCGUACUCGCUGGUGCUGCGGGAGGCGCUGGACCGGGAGCGGGUGUCGGAGUACGAGGUGGAGGUGCGGGCGGAGGACGGCGGGGCGCCGGCGCUGCGCGCCAGCCGCGGGGUGCGGGUGCCGGUGUCGGACGUGAACGACAACGCGCCGGCGUUCGCGCAGGCCGUGUACACGGUGCUGGCGCGGGAGAACAACGCGGCGGGCGCGGAGCUGGCGCGGCUGUGGGCGCGGGACCCGGACGAGGCGGGCAACGGGCGCGUGAGCUACUCGGUGGCGGAGGGCGUGGGCGGGGGCGCGGUGGCGGGGGGGGGGUGGCGGGCGGCGUCGAGCUACGUGUCGGUGGACGCGGAGAGCGGGCGGCUGUGGGCGCUGCAGCCGUUGGACUACGAGGAGGUGCAGGUGCUGCAGUUCGAGGUGCGGGCGGUGGACGCGGGGGAGCCGCCGCUGUGCGGCAACGCCACGGUGCAGCUGUUCGUGGUGGACGAGAACGACAACGCGCCGGCGCUGCUCCCGGCUGCCGGGGGCGGGCCGGGCGGCGGGGCCGCGGGCUCGGCGGCGUCGGGGCCGGGCUCGGGCUCGGGCUCGGGCUCGGGGGCGCUGUGGGCGUGGGCGGCGUGGGGGGCGCCGGCGGGGCAGGUGGUGGCGAAGAUCCGCGCGGUGGACGCGGACUCGGGCUACAACGCGUGGCUGCGCUACGAGCUGUGGGAGCCGCGGGGGAAGGGCCCGUUCCGCGUGGGGCUGUACAGCGGCGAGGUGAGCACGGCGCGGGCGCUGGAGGAGGCGGAUGGCCCGCGGCAGCGGCUGGUGAUCGUGGUGCGGGACCACGGGGAGCCGGCGCGCUCGGCCACGGCCACGCUGAGCGUGUCGCUGGUGGAGGGCGCCGAGGCGGCGCUGGCGGCCGCGGGCUCGUCGUCGUCGGGGGCGGGGCUGCGGCCGGCGGCGGGCGCGGAGGGCGGCGCGGCGGCGGCGGCGGCGACGAACGUGUGGCUGGUGGUGGCCAUCUGCGCGGUGUCGAGCCUGUUCCUGCUGGCGGUGGUGCUGUACGGGGCGUCGCGGUGGGCGCCGCGGGCGGCCGUGCUGUCGGGGCCCGGUCCGGCGACGCUGGUGUGCGCCAGCGAAGUGGGGAGCUGGUCGUACUCGCAGCGCCAGAGCCGGAGCCUGUGCGUGGCGGAGGGCGCGGGCAAGAGCGACCUGAUGGUUUUCAGCCCCAACUUCCCGCCGCCGCCCGGCCCCGCGGCGAAGGAGACGCAGCCGGAGGCGCCCGCUCUCGUGGACACGCCAAAACACCCCAAUCCUGACUGGCGCUACUCUGCAUCCCUAAGGGCAGGAAUGCAAAGUGCUGUGCAUAUGGAGGAGGCAGGAGUCAUACGUGGAGGACCAGGAGGGCCUGAUCAGCAGUGGCCAACAGUCUCCAGUGCUACUCCAGAACCUGAAGCGGGAGAGGUGUCCCCCCCAGUGGGAGCUGGUGUGAACAGCAACAGCUGGACCUUUAAAUUUGGACCGGGCAAUCCCAAACAAGGUGGUCCUGGUGAGUUGCCAGACAAAUUCAUUAUCCCAGGAUCUCCUGCAAUCAUCUCCAUCCGGCAGGAGCCACCAAACAGCCAAAUUGACAAAAGUGACUUCAUAACCUUUGGCAAGAAGGAAGAGACCAAGAAAAAGAAGAAAAAGAAGAAGGGAAACAAGACUCAGGAGAAAAAAGAAAAGGGCAACAGCACCACUGAGAACAGUGACCAGUGAGGGGUUUAUACUGAAAGAACCCACUUAGCCAGUUUUUGUAAUAAUGGCAGAUUUCUCCUAUGUAGCAACUCCCAACUUCUUCCUACUGUUAACAAAUUUCCUGUAUGUACAGACUUGAGAAAAUCAGCAGGAAAUUCACAGUGUCUGUCUAAAUUGCUUAACAGGUUUUGUCUUAAAAGCUUUAUUAAGUCUGGUGUUAACUCUUUUUCUCCACUCUGGCUUGUUUUCAGAAUCUAAAAAGCAGACACAAGUUUCCUUUCUCCUACGCCGAAAAGGAGAAUCUUCACAGUACAGCCAGUGAGAGGUUGGACUCUGCACUGUGGUUCCUGUGCUCCUGUCUUGAUGACACUUACAGGACAGGUUUAAAAGUUUUAAUGUUGUGCACCCUCUAUCUGAUUGGAAAUAUUUGUGUGCAGAUGUCAGCUAGGUGAUAUGAGAUCAGAUAAUAAAAUGCAAGAAGAGCUGGUAAAUAUGCAACAGAGGAAACACCUAAUGAACACAAAUGUUCAAAGAUGUUCAGGCUGGGGAGGAAAUGUCUGAAAGGAGAUGACCAGACUUUUCAAAUCUUGAGAAGUCACUGUGUGGAAAUACUGAGUCCUAUACAUGACGUAUUGUACACACUCCUGCAAAUAAAAACCUCACAUUUACAGCUCUUUAAGAUACCAUAAAUUUUAUCUCUUACCAAGCAAGCCAUUGGGAAAAUUGACCCUUAAAGCCCUGCAUUACCCUGGCAAGGCUAGCCCUCAGAGUGUAAGAAGGGCUGGGCUGACAUCCCAGGAAUGUAACUGUGAUGCUCUGUGUCCCUGUUUCCACUCUGACAUUAUUUUGCACAUUAUGUCUCUGAAAAGGUCAGAGUUUUUCCAUGACACUUAUGCAAAAGAGAGAAAAAAAAGAAACAUUAACUAUGCUAUUUGUUAUUUGAGAUAUUUAUUUAUAAAGAAAUAUAGCUGUAAAUGUUAAAGAAAUAUGAUGCCCUUUAACCCAAACAGAAGUCAAUCUAGAGCCAUUAUGAAUUACAAUUGCUGCUAUUAAAGUGCUUUAGAAAAAUUGCCUGAAACAUCUGUAUUAUAUCGGCCACUUGCCAAUAACAGCUUUAUUCUGUCGGGUGACUUGGGGGCUGCCUUUUGCAUGUAUUAAUAAAUACAAGAAUAUCUUCUCUCUUUUUUUUUUUUGCAUUAAUCUGCACUUUGAAUACACCUUUGCAAACAAACUGUUCUAAUAUGAAGAAGCAGAAGCAAACUCCUCACACAAACGGAUUUACUAACCUGCUAGCUCUGUGCAGUACCUUCGUGUUACCUCCCACGCACCCUUUUUUUGAUUUUAGUUUUACUUUUCUAUGAGAUUAUAAAUUUCUGACCCUACUAACACUCAUUAUGUAAAAUUCAAGUACUGUAUGUAUGCUGUAUGCUCUUAUAAGAAUCCUGAAAUAUUUAUUCUGUGCUUGUGUAUGUGAAUGUCAAUGCAACUAUUAUUAGAGUGGACUUUAAGCUUUACAGUUGAAUGUAAAUUCAUUAUUUCUUUUUGUACACUUGUGAAAAAGUGGAGUAGUGUUAAUUUUUUAAGCCACUGUUGAUUAUCAGUUUUUUGUGUAUGAAACACAAGUAAAAUAUCUUUCUUAAAUCAAGCCAUGCAUGCAUUUUGGGAUUUAUUGGUAAGAAUCUGUGAAGCUAAAGCUCUGUGAAUUACUAAACCUAAGGGUAUAAAUGGAGUACUGAAUGUGGUUGAGGAUGUUGCUAUAAAAGCAAUACAUGUAUUUUUAAACAGAAUAUAGCUGAUGAGGGACUUCCAAGGGGUUUUCUACAUUAUUGUACGUUCACAGAAUAAAGCUCAAGUGUCGUCUUAAUUGGAACUGUGUAAGAAACUACAUAGCUCUAAAAUAUCUAACAGGCCCUUUAAUCUCGGAUCAAAGAGAACAGCUGGAUUUCUUGAGACAUGUCCUGGAUGUUUUGAGUUUCCAAACUGCUGACAGUUCAGAAUAAGACAAUUUCUAUUCAUUUUUAAGAACCUGCAGCAAGUCUUAAAACAUCACAGAAGGUAAAGCUCUAAUAAAAGAAUUCAUAUCUCGAAGCAUAAA
Molecule: messenger RNA, 5387 nt
Organism: Aquila chrysaetos chrysaetos
Lineage: Eukaryota; Metazoa; Chordata; Aves; Accipitriformes; Accipitridae
Product: protocadherin alpha-2-like
Biological process (GO): homophilic cell-cell adhesion
Cellular component (GO): plasma membrane
Molecular function (GO): calcium ion binding
Source: RefSeq, a predicted model, not a curated record